CUUUAAAUGUAGAGACUUUGGUGCCCUAACCUAUUGACUAGUAAGACAACACGCAAGUCGUCGAAAUGGGCGUUGGAGACCAAUUUCUGCAUCAGCCUUCCUAGGAAUGCAAUUACGCAUUUAAAUGAACCGCAGCUGCCUUACCCGUAGCUAUUCGCUUCCAGCUGGCCCCGCACUUAGAGCAGCUGUUCCGGCAACACCUGUCAGGCUUCUUCCUGCGACUCGUGCCAGCGUUGCGACUGCAGCGUAUGCGGACACUGUUUUAGAGGAUUGCGUCGACGCACAUUUUUCUGUGGAAGAGCUAGGGCAUGUGCCUCAAGGAGUAUCUAAAGCAUGGGGUGCAGCAUGGGACGAGCGGCUCAAGGAAUCUCGAGGGGCAGUAACUUUGCGUAUAUCUGAAAAGGAAGGCUCGCCAACGUGUGAAUUAAUACUUGUCGGCAUAUUUCACCGUGACGCUGCAAACUUGCGUUUCAUCCGUGAGGCCAUUGAGACCGCGGAGCCAGACGCCGUCGCUCUGGAGGCGCGUCAUAGCUUUCUCCCCACCUAUCGACACCUCUUGGACGCCGUACCUGAGGACCUCUUGCUGAAGCUGCUUAACUGCCCAUUGCAUGACCUCCAGGAGGCAUUCUCAUACAUCACCAUCGAAGACAGGCUGGCAUGGCAUAUUGCCCUCCUAGACGCCAACCAACAACUAGGGUCGCUGGCACCUCUCCCCUCCUCUCCUUCCUCCCUGCUCAGCUGCACCUCCUCCCUGCGCCCAUCCCAGGUGGUGGGCGCCUUCCUUGCUCGGGAGCUGGUGCUGAGUGACAAGCUGGGGGCGGCGUGGGCGGCGGCAGCAGCGGGAGACUUGCCGCUGCACGGCAUCGAGUUGGACGAUCCCGCCUCCUACCAGCAGCUGCUGCGGGGGCCGCUCACCGCCAGCGGCACCUGCAGCUCAUCAGACAGCGGAAGCAGUGUUAGGACGUGCCCCGGCAGCCCCGGGGGCCCCCAGGAGUGGCGGCCCCCGCAAGCCGCCUCCCCCCAGGCCGGGGGCCCCCCGCAGGAGCAGGAGCAGGAGCAGGACGCGGCGCUGCUGCGGUGGCUGGAGGGCGAGCAGCGGCGGCUGGCGCUGGGCUGCCUGGGUGGGCGGCUGGCGGGGGAGGUGGGGGAGUGGAUGCAGCGGGCGCCGACCGGGGACAUGCAGCGGCUGCUGCAGGUGCAGCUGGCCGGUCUCCUGCCGCACUGCAUGGGCCCCACCACCUACGCAGCCUACGUGGACGCCACGGAGGCGCUGUGGCAGCAGGCGGGCGGCAGGAGCAGCGGGGAG
Astrephomene gubernaculifera is the source of this 1306-nucleotide messenger RNA. Lineage: Eukaryota; Viridiplantae; Chlorophyta; Chlorophyceae; Chlamydomonadales; Astrephomenaceae. The record is from the annotation of a GenBank genome assembly.